AUGUUUGGAGACGUGCCCGAAGUGGAAGUCGAAGUUGAGGCAGAUCCCCACGCUUCGACAACUCAUUCAAUAUCCCCCUCAGCUUCCAAUGACAGCGGCUCAGGCCCAGCCACAGGCGCAAGUGGCAAAGCUCCCGAUAAGACCAUAUCAUGCGUGUCUUGUCGCAAGCGGAAACUGCGGUGUGAUCGAAUUAAGCCAAAAUGUGGAACCUGCGAGCGCCUGUGUCACGAAUGCGAAUAUCCAGAGCGUCGCAGAAAUCCAGGUUCCAAACGACGCAAUAUGAAGGAAUUGGAGGCAAGACUUGCUGAGGUCGAAACCAAACUUGUUCCCGAAAUCCCAAUUCGGAAUAUGAAUCAACCGUCUACUUUUCCCCUAAUGGACGACGAUGCCGAUGCUCUUCGUGAGGAUUCGGAUUUUCCUGUUGGACAAAUCCCAAUUGAUGGGUCAUUGGAUAUUGAGCAGUGGGCCUUUACCUUUCAGCCGGCCGCGCCGUCUUUUCCCAUGGAGGAUCCUCUAUCCCAAGAGCUUAUAAGCUUAGGAUUAGAGGAGCCGUUGCCUCCGCAACAGAUGAUAGAUGAACUGCAUGAUAUUUAUUUUGAAAAAAGUCAUAAGACUAUGCCCUUAAUGCAUAAGUAUCGAUACUUCGCGUCGCUCGACCGGGCUCCACACAUGCGCCCGCCAGUGUGCCUUCGAUAUGCAAUGUGGACUAUGGCGGCGUCUCUGUCCGAUAAGUAUUCAUGCUACGAGGAUCUCUUCUACGGCCGUGCUAGGAGAUACUUGGAGGCAGCAGAGAUGAAGGGGCAUGGUGAAACCUUUGUAACUGUAUAUCAUGCGCAGGCAUGGGGUUUAAUAUCCUCCUAUGAGGCUAAACGAACCCUUUUCUCGCGAUCUUGGAUGAGCACGGGGCGAAUGACACGCUUAGUUCAGAUGCUAGGACUUCAUCGUCUAGACGGAGAUAGAUCCGAUCUCAAACAGAUAUUGCCAUCUCCUUCAGAUUGGAUUGAAUUAGAAGAACGCCGUAGAACGUUUUGGGUUGCAUUUCACAAUGAUCGCUGGGCAAGCUCAGGAACUGGCUGGCCGAUGAUUAUUAACGAGAAAGAGAUAUUGACAAAUCUCCCGGCAUCCGAGAAUUCCUUUGAACAGGGUAUCGCGCAAGACACCAUAUCACUAGCAGAUGCCUUGACCUCCCAGGGGGCACCGAAGAUCUCGACGUUUGGCGGAGUAAUAUUGUCAGCCGCACUUUUCGGCCAUAAUUUUCAGCACCUACAUCGAAUUGGCCCUGAUGAACGCCCCGAAAACGUUUCAAACGGCGAAUUCUGGAGAAGGCAUCGAAAAAUGGAUAACGUGCUAUCUAGCACCUUCUUAUUUCUUCCCGACCACUUGAGGAUGCCGGGAGGGCUUGGAGACAUGAAUGUCGUUUUCCUGCAUAUGAGCGUGCACGCUUCCACCGUUUGUCUUCACCAGGCCGCAAUCCUUACCGCAGAGCGGAACAAGCUCGACUCGAGCGUCACAGAGCAAAGUCGUGCACGAAGCCUCAUGGCGGCUCAGGAAAUCGCCAAUAUCAUGCGUCGUGUUUGCCACGUAGAUGCUUCAAACAUGAAUUUAUGGAUGGGUUUCUGUCUCUUCGUUGCUGCGGGCGUCUUGCUCCAAGACCUAAAAGCCGGAGGCCAGGAUCCCCACCCUCAAAGUUUGAUGAACCUAGAAUUUCUUGUAGCUGCUUUGCAAGCGAUUGGAGACAGGCACACUCUCACCAAGCAUUUUACUGCUCAACUGGAGCUCGAUAUUGAAGUAUCGGGUAUUUACCGAUCCCAACCCGACCCAUGCGAUACGGAAGAUGUCCCGAUUUAUAAUAAUUUCAUCGAUGGACAAUUUUCCCAGGGUAAAGGAGCUCCGCUGCCCUUUAAUAUUGCGCGAUCCUUCACGAAAAGAUUUGCAACUCAAAACCCAAGUACGUCGGCGGAAAAUCCAGGUGCGAGUAUUUUAAACUGCUUAAACGUGGCCUCUCCUUCUAACAAUACUCAACGGCACAAUUCCAAUCCUACCCAUGUCCCGUAUUUUACUGUCGGGAAUCGCAAAGUUCUACCGGCUUCGACACCCGCCAUUCAAGGCGACAAAAUAUUUAGAGACUCGUCCGCGUUCUUUAAUUUAGAUAACGAGUUUCUCGAUAUCUCUAGUAAUACCCCAUCUGGCAACGACUCUAGCAGCUACCCAACGCAGUUUGUCCUCCGACAUGGCAAAUAUGCUAACAAAGAUCCGGCAUCAUCACAAAAUACGUGGGCCGGCGGAAUACCGACUGCUUUUUUCUUCCCAACGCUACGUGAAGGAACCAAGGCCCCGGAUGGAGAGGACAACCUAGACAAUAACACCCAAACCGCUGACCUCGAUGCUAUGUUUGAGGAUAUAGUUUGGGACCCAAAUUCAGGCUAA
This is a messenger RNA of Venustampulla echinocandica, 2427 nucleotides long. RefSeq lists its product as uncharacterized. Gene Ontology annotation, biological process: DNA-templated transcription; regulation of DNA-templated transcription. The coding region runs from base 1 to 2427 and encodes 808 amino acids. The record is from RefSeq and is a predicted model, not a curated record. NCBI's taxonomy places the organism in Eukaryota, Fungi, Ascomycota, Leotiomycetes, Helotiales, Pleuroascaceae. Gene Ontology annotation, cellular component: nucleus. The transcript is spliced from 6 exons. Gene Ontology annotation, molecular function: DNA binding; zinc ion binding; DNA-binding transcription factor activity, RNA polymerase II-specific.